AAUGAAACUCGCCACACCAUCGACCUCAACAACUUUGGCUUCUACGCCAACGGAACUCUGGAUGUCCACCUGCAUUCACUGCGAGUCCCGGAAACUCUAGUGGACUACAGCAAGUCCCCAUGGCACAUUCUCAGGAAAAUCUGCAGAUUUUACCUAAUAGUUUGAACAAGGAUGAUGAAACUGAUGCAGCACUACGGAAUUCCGCAGAAGCUCAUCAACAUCAUCCAACAGCUUUAUGAAGACUCGUCCUGCCAGAUCAUCCACAAUGGAAAACUGACCAACCCCUUUGCAGUGAAAACCGGAGUGAGGCAAGGCUGCAUGCUGUCACCGACAAUCUUCCUGAUCGUCAUGGACUGGAUCAUGAGAAGAACCACAGAGGGCAGCAACACCGGUAUCCAGUGGACCCUCACCAAAUAGCUGGAGGACCUGGAUUUUGCAGACGACAUCAGCCUUCUGUCCCAUAAGCAGCAACUUGCACAGUCCAAGCUUACCCGGCUCGCUGAGGAGGCAGAAAAGAUCAGCCUGAAGAUCAACGUCAGAAAAACGAAGGUGAUGCGGUUGAACAACCGACAAGAACAUCCACUGCAGCUACAGGGAGAAGACUUGGUGGAAACCAACCGCUUCGUCUACCUAGGAAGCAUAGUCAACAGUGAUGGUGGCGCAGAUGAAGACGUUAGGAGCCGGAUCAACAAAGCAAGGCUUGAAUUCAACACCCUGCGACCCAUCUGGAACUCCAAAGCCUUAUCUCAGCGCAGCAAGAUCUGCACCUUCAACAGCAAUGUGAAAGCAGUCCUUCUGUAUGGGUCCGAGACGUGGCGGGUGACCAAGACCACUACCAGCAAGAUACAGAUUUUCAUCAACAAGUGCUUGCGACACAUCCUCAACAUCAGAUGGCCUGAGAAGAUCUCAAACACACACUGGAAGAGAACCAGCCAGAACCCGGUCGGUCAAGACAUCAAGAAGAGAAAAUGGGGCUGGAUAGGCCACACACUUCGAAAACCACUCGACAACGUCGCAAGGCAAGCACUGGACUGGAACCCACAAGGGAAAAGGAAAGUGGGGAGACCCAAACAGACGUGGAGAAGAUCUGUCGAGAGCGAAGUGAAGGCCGCUGGAAUGACGUGGACCCAGCUGAAGAGAGCAGCCCAGAACAGAGUCCGUUGGCGUGGUGUUGUUGCGGACCUAUGCUCCCCCAGGAGUCAACAGGAAAAUUGAUUUUUGAACAAGGAUGGGUUGGGUUCAGCCUGUCCAGAUCGCGUGUUAAUGGAGUCUUGUCCUACACAGCAGAGGAGUCGGAGACAUGUCCGCUCACUCUUAUAAAGUCGACCGAUGAUGAGCCUCUCAUUCUUUUUCUCAUUGAUAUCAAGAAACAAAGCGUCAAUGUGACUGCUAUGGGUAAACAAGACAACAUACUGAUGGCGAAGGAAAAGGUUGAAGCAGAUAAAGGUCAGAAGAAAGUCAAACGUGCAUCAGGAGAACAAUCAAAAAAUCCGGAUAAGCCAACGGUGCUCCCGAAACAAGCGGAAAAACGGAGCGAUGACAAGAAAUCAGAGCAGAUUGCGCAGAACCCAAAAGCUGAAGCCGUUAACGUGCCAGGGACAUUCAAUCUGAGCAGUCGCAACCAGCUGACUUUAGAUUUAGGGGAAAUCCACGGCACCUACAACUUCAGUUUCCGCAUGGUGUUUGGCUCAGAGGCCGAGGGCCUGUACAGCUUGAAGUUCCACUACUGCCAAAACAGGGAGCCGGGAAUCGACAGGGCCUACUCAUUUGCAGUGGAAGUGACAGAGAAGAAUCCUGAUGGCUACCUCUCUGCAGCGGAAAUCCCUCUGUCUCGCCUUUACCUUUAUAUGGCUGGAGUUUUCUUCACUGCUGCUCUGGUUUGGGUGUACAAUCUCAUGAAGCACAGUUACAGUGUGUUCAAGAUCCACUGGCUGAUGGCAGCGCUAGCUUUCACAAAGUCCACGUCACUGGUUUUCCACAGUAUCAACUAUUACUUCAUCAACACUGAGGGGCAUCCUAUUGAGGGCUGGGCCGUCAUGUAUUAUAUAACACACCUGCUAAAGGGGGCGCUCCUGUUCAUCACACUGGCGCUGAUUGGUACCGGCUGGGCUUUCGUGAAAUACACCCUGUCCGACAAGGAGAAGAAGAUCUUCAUGAUCGUCAUUCCUCUGCAGGUCCUGGCUAACGUCGCCUACAUCAUCAUUGAGUCUACAGAGGAGGGCUCCAGCAAGUACUACGUGUGGAAGGAGAUCCUCUUUCUGGUGGACCUUAUCUGCUGUGGAGCCAUCCUUUUCCCUGUUGUGUGGUCAAUCCGUCACCUACAAGAGGCUUCAAGCACCAAUGGCAAUGAUGCCAUGUAUUUGGAGAAGCUCAAGCUCUUCCGCCAUUAUUAUGUGAUGAUCGUGUGUUACAUCUACUUUACAAGGAUCAUAGCCAUUCUGCUCAAGAUCACUAUGCCUUUCCGGUGGCAGUGGUGCUAUGAGUUUCUGGUGGAGGUGUCGACUCUCCUCUUCUUUGUGUUGACGGGCUAUAAGUUUCGCCCAGCAUCCAAUAACCCCUACCUCCAGCUUCCCCAGGAUAAGGACGACGUCGAGAAUGAUGAAGUAGUGACUGAGUCAGGCGCACUCGAGGGUAUUUCCAAAGUCAAGAAGACGUCCAACGGACGCGAGCGCCAGAAAGAGUCCACCUUGUGAGCAGGAAGCUGCAUCUUUGGGAGUGGCCAACUAAACAUCCCCAGGCCAGCUGACAGAAAGGGGUACACACACACACACACACGGACCAAGGCUCCCCACUUCCAGUGACAGCGCUCCUAUUGAAACUCUUUACGUGGUUGCAGUGGUUGUGCCCACUGUCUGGCUAUGCAAAAAAAAAAACGGACUACCUUAUUGGACGCUCUCUGUUUCCCUUAAAUGCUCCACCUAAAAACUGAGGGGUUUUUGGGGAGCUACAACCACAUGGACGGGUGGAGAUAUGGAAAGGAGCUCUGAUGUUCUGUAUGUUUCAUUUCUCUCUCUCUCUCUCUCUCCCUCCAAAGAUAAUUUUUUUUAGACACUUGCUUUUGAGUGUGUUUAUAGCAGCUAUUUAAAACGGUACUUCUGCGAGCCUCUUAGCUGUAACUAUUCCUGUGCUGUGUGUGUGUGUGUGUGUGUGUGUGUGUGUGUGUGUGUGUGAGUGUGUGUGUGAGUGAAAGUGAGACGACACAGGAUUUGGCUACCCCCGCCUCCCCACCCCAGUGACAAUAGCCCAUACUCAGGUAAAAGGCUAAUCGGUAUAUUUCAAAUUUAAGCAUCCAUCUCGUGUUUCCAUUGUUCACGGGUCAGAAAAAUCCCACUUUAUCACCACACAGUACCGUAUGUUUUUGUUUUUUUUUCUUUUCCUCUUACAUGUAUGAUUUGUAUAUUGAAAUAUAUGGUUAACAAGAGGUGUUAUAUUUCAAUAUAGAUUGACUUAUUACUAGAGAUGGCACGAUACCACUUUUUAAUGUCCGAUACCGAUAUCAUAAAUAUGGAUAUCUGCCGAUACUGAUAUGAAUCUGAUAUAGCCUAUUUUGUAAUCAAUAAAACUGUUUUUUAUAAA
Oreochromis aureus is the source of this 3576-nucleotide messenger RNA. RefSeq names its product protein GPR108. Lineage: Eukaryota; Metazoa; Chordata; Actinopteri; Cichliformes; Cichlidae. Gene Ontology annotation, cellular component: membrane; Golgi apparatus. The transcript has 18 exons. The record is from RefSeq and is a predicted model, not a curated record. Bases 969 to 2693 code for a protein of 574 amino acids. Gene Ontology annotation, biological process: transport.